AUGUCGAACCUCUUAGGUCCCUCCGGCACCUCAACGUUCCCGUCGCCGCUUUUCGAGGCGACUCAAAACCCGACGUUCCCGUCGCCGACCUUCGCCAGCGCACCUUGGGAUUCCAUUUUCCCGCCAGCGCAAGGAUGUGCCGGGACUCCUUCCGCGAUUCCCCCCUCUGACUGGACUCUGAAUCCCGACCCUCCGGCAAUAGAUUGUGCCGUCUCCUCGGCAUCGCCGAUUUUCUCUUCGUUUCAAACCAACCUCGAGAUUGUUCCAGAAGGACUCGCUCACACCGUGGCAUGCACGGAAGAGAUCCACGUGGAGGCUUAUCCGCCAGCUCAGGCGGUUCCUUCCGGAUCUUCGGGCCACGUCAGCAGCGCGGCGUCGGGGCUUGACUGGGAUCAGGUGCGACAUCUGCUGGCGGACGGAGGGGAGGCGGAGGAGAAAGGGGAUGGAUUUGACGGGAUGAAUAGAAUCGAAAAAUACGCUGAGGUUGACGAACGAAUAGGGUGGGGAAAGGGUGACGGAGGGGAAAAGGAGGAGAAGGUCGCUCAGCUGAGAUCCGCUCUGCCCGUCGGAGAUGAGUUGGUUGUCGCACCUCCUGUCGCUUCCGCUUUCGUUCCCCCUCCCGCUUCCGCUUCCCCCUCCCGGUUGUCCGCUGUCGCGGCGGAGGGCGAGCCGAUCUUCCUUCCUGCUUGCCCGGACGGCUGCGAUUGCGCAGGCUGCCAGCUGUUGCAUUUUCAUUGGCUCGACCGGUUUUCCCCGGCACCUUAUUCUGGGGUGGGGGAGGGCGGAGGAUGGGUUGCGCAGAAAGGGGACGACGCGGAGAGGAGCGGAACGGGUGGCGCAGAAGUGCUGUUGCGGAGGGACGAGACUGGCGCCGGAGCAGAGGCGGGCGUAGGAACAAGGGGGGCCGGAGAAACAGGGAUGAGCGGAGGAGCAGGGGGAGGAGGAAGAGCGGAGGAGCAGCGGGCGCCUCUCCCUCCUACGUUCUCACCUCCUUUCGCACCUCAUUUCUCCUCCUCUUCGUUUGCACCUUCAUUUGCGCCAUCGUUCGCACCAUCGUUCGCACCAUCCUUUGCACCAUCUUUUGCACCGUCGUUCACGCCUGCGACUGCUGCCUCGUGCCCGCCUCCCUCCGCGCGUCUCCCUGGUCUCGCCUCCCCGAGUCCUCCUUGCAAGCGACCGCUGCUGCUCGCCCCGCCUGUCGCCGCCGCCACUCUGAGCGCCACACGUGGCAGCACACGCGGCGUUACGACUGAGCUUACCACCACACAGAGCACUGCUGGUGAAGAAAGCAUUGGUGGCAGCAUUGGUGGGAGCAUCGCUAAGAGCUCCGGUGUCAAGGCAACUAGCACUGCUGUUAAGCCGACCAACAAAAUCGCGUCUGUCGCCCGAAACAACAACCUUCCUAGCGCUCGCCGGCCGGCGGACAUGUCCACCAGGCUGGCACAGCUGCUGGAGGAAAUCAAAUCUCCAGGCCGGGCGGCAGCAGCAGCCGCCGCCGCUUCAGCCGCAAACACAGCCGGGUGCUACACCUCGCGACCUCCUGCUGUCGCCUUCGCGUCCAUUCUAGGCACGUGCGCUGCAAAUCCCACGCCAGACAACUUACGCAGCCCAGGAAGCAGCCUAGGCAGUCCAACCAGCCUAAGCAGUCACCAGAAAAGCCCCUUUGAGUCGUUUUCCCAUGUCACCAGCCUGAACCUCUCAGCGGCCCUCCCGCCCCGGGGCGUUGAAGCGUCCCUGGGUCCGACCAGCCUGGCCCGCCUUCCUGUCUUCUCGCCAUUCCCUUACCCUCCCUCCUUCUCAACCCCUCUCCCUGACCACUUGGCUUACCUAGCCCAAACCGGAAACGUGGGAGGUUCAGAGCGGUACCAAUUCUUCCAGCACUGUUUACCGGCUGCAGAUGCCCCUGCCACGUGGCAGGAUGUCACUGGCUGGUCAACGCACUCAAGCAGGUCAACGGGAGGUGCAGGCGCGGCUUCCAGGAAGCGGAGGGCGAGCUCUGGAGGGGGAAAGGUGGGAAGGGAACAAGAGAAAGGGGGGACGGCGGAGGAGGGCGCCUGGCGGGGGAGCAGUGGGGCUGGCGGGGGGCAAUUGGCAGGGGAUGCUUCAGACGGGGCAGGGGCAGUAGCAGGGGCAGGGGCAGGGGCAGGGGCAGGGGCAGGGGCAGGUUUUUUACCGGGUGGAGGGUUGGAUGGUGCUAUGCUGGGGCAGAUGGGGGGAAUGGGGCAGAUGGGGGGGAUGGGGCAGAUGGGGGGGAUGGGGCAGAUGGGGGGGAUGGGGCAGAUGGGGGGAAUGGGGCAGAUGGGGGGAAUGGGACAAAUAGGGGAGACGGGGCAGAUGGGGGGAAUGGGGCAGAUGGGGGGAAUGGGCCAGAUGGGGGGAAUGGGCCAGAUGGGGGGAAUGGGCCAGAUGGGGGGAAUGGGCCAGAUGGGGGGCCAGAUGGGGGGAAUGGGCCAGAUGGGGGGAAUGGGCCAGAUGGGGGGAAUGGGCCAGAUGGGGGGAAUGGGGCAGAUAGGGGAGACGGGGCAGAUGGGGCUGGAUGCAUCUGCGCUUGAGCGCAUGGGGGUGAGUCCGGGCAUGCUGGCGGGCAUGGGGGUGAAUCCGGGUAUGCUGGCGGGCAUGGGGGUGGACGCGGGCGUGUUGAGGGGCAUGGGCGUGGACAUGGGCAUGCUACAAGCCAUGGGCGUGGAUGCUGCCAUGCUGCACAAUCUAGGGUUCACUCCUGAAACAUUAGAACAGCUGGGCUUGAAGGGCGAGGCUAGUGGCUGUGCUGCUGGUAGUGGCGGUGAUGGUGGUGGUGCUGUGGGUGGCGCUGCUGCUGGUGCUGGUGAUGCUGCUAGUAUGCGUGUUGGUUGCUCUGCUGAUGCUUCUGGUGGCGAUGGGGAGUGGAGGAGGGAGGACGGGAGGGACAAGGAGGAAGAGAUGGAGGAGGGAGAGGAGGAGGAGAGGGGGGGGAGUGGAAGGGGAGGAGGGGAGGAGGAGGAGGUGUCGAUGGCAGUGGUGCUGCAGAGACUGGAGGAGUUGGCAGAGGCCUCAGCAGCAUGCGAUGAGACCCUUUCGCGUCGCCUGCUGCCGCACCUCCGCCCACUAGUCAACGAGCGGGGCAGUGCAGCGCAGCGAGUAGCAGCGCACUUCACGCAGGCCCUGGCAGCCCGGCAAGCAGGGUGCGGGGCAGAGCAGUACAAUCGCGGGCUCAACGCGUCCUCCCAGGAGAUCGCAGCCUCCAUGGAGCGUUGCUUCGCCAUGUUCCCACGAGUAUCUCACUUGCCCACGUCAUGUUACACUCCCCUCCCCCGUCACUCCCUUCCCCCCAAUCAGACCCUUUCGCGUCGCCUGCUGCCGCACCUGCGCCCACUGGUGAACGAGCGGGGCAGUGCAGCACAAAGAGUAGCAGCGCACUUCACCCAGGCGCUCGCAGCCCGGCAGGCAGGGUGCGGGGCAGAGCAGUACAAUCGCGGGCUCAACGCGUCCUCCCAGGAGAUCGCAGCCUCCAUGGAUCGCUGCUUCGCCUCGCUGCCCUAUCUGGACUUCUGCCAUGUGGCGGCCAUGAGGCCUGUGCUGGCGGCGGUGAACGGCAGCCGUCGGAUUCAUAUGAUCGUGUUUGGGUUCUGGAUGGGCCGGUACUGGCUGGAGCUGCUGCAGGCCCUAGCUGCUUUCCCAGGCGGCCCUCCCUCCCUGCGAGUAACAGGCAUCGACAUCACAUGCAGGAAAGAAUUGACAGACUCCAAGUCCUCUGCUGCCUUCCCCCUUCACCUCUGUCAUUGUCGUCCCACUCUGAACCCUUGUCACCCCGCGCAGGCCCUAGCUGCUUUCCCUGGCGGCCCGCCCUCUCUGAGAGUAACAGGCAUCGACAUCACAUGCAGGAACGAACUGACAGACUCCAAGUCCUCUGCUGCCUUCUCGGGCCGCCUGCUCUCCCGCGCUGCUGCUGCUCUCGCCAUCCCCUUCCGCUUCAAGGCCGUUGUUCUCCCUGUCGGCCCUGCUGCUGCUGCCGCGCCGCUGGGAGGGAAGGCGGGGGCCGGCGGAGGGGGGAUGGGGGGCGGGGUGAGCGGGGGAGGGUUCGGGGGGAGUGGGGGAGGGGUUGGGGGAGGGUUUGGGGGGGCGAUGGGGAUGCGGUCGGUGGUGGGGGGGUUGGAGGAGGAGGUGGAGGUGGAGGAGGGGGAGGCGACGGUGGUGCAGUGCAACAUGAGUCUGCUCUUCCUGGCUGACGACUCGGUGCUUCGUGCCAACCCACGCGACACGCUGCUCAGGUGGAUCCGGUCUCUCUCGCCGCUCACCACUGUGGUGGUCGAGAUGGACGCGCCACUCAACUCGCCCUUCUUCCUCCCGCGCUUCCGAGCCGCCCUCCGAGUCUUCUCCUCCAUCUUCGCCUCUCUUGACGCCGCCCUUCCACGGGACAGCCCGCACCGCCACACGUGUGAGCGCCUCUAUUUCGCCCGCGACAUUGUGAAUGUUGUGGCCUGUGAGGGCAUUCAGAGGACGGUUCGGGCGGAGAGUUUGGAGCAGUGGCAGGCUCGGAUGCGCCGAGCCGGGUUCGUAGGUUUGGAGGUAGGGGUGGAGGUGAUGGAGGAGCUUACGGGGGUGUUGAGGAAGGGAGGGAGAAAGUAUGGGGGGUAUGAGGUGUUGCAACAAGGGAAUGGCGUGAGGUUGCUGUGGGAAGGGGUUCCUGUUCUGGCUGCUUCAAUGUGGCUGUAA
This is a messenger RNA of Closterium sp. Naga37s-1, 4692 nucleotides long. The record is from the annotation of a GenBank genome assembly. NCBI's taxonomy places the organism in Eukaryota, Viridiplantae, Streptophyta, Zygnematophyceae, Desmidiales, Closteriaceae.